Molecule: messenger RNA, 2016 nt
Organism: Rana temporaria (common frog)
Lineage: Eukaryota; Metazoa; Chordata; Amphibia; Anura; Ranidae
Gene: RHO
Product: rhodopsin
Exons: 5
Coding region: 136-1200 (354 amino acids)
Biological process (GO): visual perception; G protein-coupled receptor signaling pathway; phototransduction
Cellular component (GO): membrane; photoreceptor outer segment
Molecular function (GO): G protein-coupled receptor activity
Source: RefSeq, a predicted model, not a curated record
GUACCCGCGGUCACUCUGUAGAGCGGCUCUUGCUGGGAACAUAAAGGUUUUUCUUGGGAUUCCUGAGAGGAGGGAGAGACGCACAAGAAGUGGUUUCUAACCCGAGGGGGGUGAAAACUUUCAAGAGCUGCCACCAUGAACGGAACAGAAGGUCCCAAUUUUUACAUCCCCAUGUCUAACAAGACUGGGGUAGUACGAAGCCCCUUCGAAUACCCUCAGUAUUACCUGGCAGAGCCAUGGAAGUAUUCAAUAUUGGCCGCCUACAUGUUCUUGCUCAUCCUCCUCGGUUUCCCAAUCAACUUCAUGACCCUCUACGUCACCAUCCAGCACAAGAAGCUCCGAACACCCUUAAACUACAUCCUGCUAAAUCUGGCCUUUGCCAACCACUUCAUGGUCCUGUGUGGAUUCACCAUCACGUUGUACACCUCCCUCCAUGGAUACUUUGUAUUCGGACAGUCUGGUUGCUACUUUGAAGGCUUCUUCGCUACCCUUGGUGGUGAAAUUGCCCUUUGGUCCCUGGUGGCGUUGGCCAUUGAGCGAUACAUUGUGGUCUGCAAGCCCAUGAGCAAUUUCCGAUUCGGUGAGAACCACGCCAUGAUGGGUGUAGCAUUCACUUGGAUCAUGGCCUUGGCUUGCGCUGUUCCUCCUCUCUUCGGCUGGUCCAGAUACAUCCCUGAGGGAAUGCAGUGCUCAUGCGGAGUUGACUACUACACUCUGAAGCCCGAGAUCAACAAUGAGUCCUUUGUCAUCUACAUGUUCGUUGUCCACUUCCUCAUCCCUCUGAUCAUCAUUACCUUCUGCUACGGACGUCUGGUGUGCACUGUGAAAGAGGCUGCAGCCCAGCAGCAGGAAUCAGCCACCACCCAGAAGGCAGAGAAAGAAGUCACCCGAAUGGUUAUCAUUAUGGUCAUUUUCUUCCUGAUUUGCUGGGUCCCCUACGCCUAUGUCGCUUUCUACAUCUUCUGCAACCAAGGCUCAGAGUUCGGCCCGAUUUUCAUGACCGUGCCAGCUUUCUUUGCCAAGAGCUCUGCCAUCUACAACCCCGUCAUCUACAUUAUGCUGAACAAACAGUUCCGUAACUGCAUGAUCACCACCCUGUGCUGUGGCAAAAAUCCCUUUGGAGAUGACGAUGCCUCCUCUGCCGCCACUUCUAAGACAGAAGCCACCUCUGUCUCUACCAGCCAGGUGUCACCUGCAUAAGAUCAUCGUCCAAGCCUGUGUCAGGGUGCGCUGCCUCACUCAGCUCCCGCUACCCCGUCUCCGCCUCCUCCUCGUUAAGGCAAAGAAUGCCGCCAUAUCCCCCUUUAAAUACCUGAAACAUAUUUUGCCCAGAAGGGGCAAGAGCCUCUCCCAACCCCUCCGCUGCUGAAAACCGACUGCAUUCCAAUUGCUUUUUGCAAUGCGAUGGAGCCAUUAUGGCAGCGAAGGGGUUCGUUUUUUUCCACCAACUAAAAACAAGGCAAGCAUUUUGCCCAGAAUUGUUGUAAAUACCUCAAGGCCGUGAAAUAGCUGUUUAGCCUGGAAAAAAAAAACAAAAAAAAACGCCUUCUGCUACCAAUAAAGACAAGAGACUUGAAGCAACAAAUGUCCUAGAAUCGGCGAGCCCUUGGGUGUCGAUACCAAUGGCGCAACGCAGUGUCUGGCCCGUUCAUCUUGCUAAAUUUGUCUUUGUAAUACAAUGGAGGGUUUUUUUUUUGUAAGACGUUAUAAAAAUUCCAGUUUUCUGCUUAUUUUAUUUAUUUAUUUUCUUUCUUUUGGGUAACGUCUGAUAGUGAGGUUAGACAGACCCUCUACAGCUGUAAUAACGAGCACUUUGCAAGUAAAAAAAUACAAAAAAAAAUAUUUUUAACUGUCUUAUUAUUUAUGUUUUUCAACCCCAAACUCUCUCGAAACUGUGUACUGACCAGAAAGAACUGCGCGCCACCAAAAAUUUAUCAUCAUUGGCGACGUUCUCCAUAUUCUUCUGUUGCUGCUCAUGGCCAAGUGAGGCUUCCCGAGGACACAAAAAGACACACA